Molecule: messenger RNA, 8218 nt
Organism: Acanthaster planci (crown-of-thorns starfish)
Lineage: Eukaryota; Metazoa; Echinodermata; Asteroidea; Valvatida; Acanthasteridae
Product: excitatory amino acid transporter 3-like
Biological process (GO): L-glutamate transmembrane transport
Cellular component (GO): plasma membrane
Molecular function (GO): L-glutamate transmembrane transporter activity; glutamate:sodium symporter activity; neutral L-amino acid transmembrane transporter activity
Source: RefSeq, a predicted model, not a curated record
UUACUGCAGAUCAUUAAAUAAUACUUAUUUUCUGUACUGUAUGUAACUAAUGCAUGUUAAUUCAUUAUAUUACCAACAUUUUCUUAAUGUACGAGUAUGUUUCGUCGUUGAAGGACUCUGAGUCGAUUUUUGGACUUGAUUUCGAGCUCGAAAAAGAGUUUUAACACUGUAUCAUUACAUGUGAAAUGGGGUACUCUGAUCCUUGCUGAAAAGUGGACGGUAUACGGUGCUUCUUGUCCGGCCACCCGACCCUCUGUAAAAUUGAAGGAAAGGAGUCAACACCAUCCAAUGGUGUUCUAUUAAGGCCCAAUUACUCUUCAUGGUAAGAGUUAUCUUCACUGGUUAUAGUAGUUUGUGCGAUGAGAAAUGUUUCACUGCGCGAUAAGAGUUGUUUGGUUGAUCUGAUGGUAGGAUCCAAUUUUCGUGCUUUUUGGGAAUGACCACAAGAGGUCACCAAGUCCAUUUUAAUAUAGCCUGAAAGUUGACUUCUGAAAGUAACCGCUUUUUGAAUCCUUGGGUAGCGAAAAUAAUGUUCAACAAUUUUAUUUUCAUUAAAAAUGUUAGAACUUGUAAUUAUUUCUGCACACCUUGGGUUCCGAUUUGCGCGUCCAUGUAAACUUCUUAAAAUCACAAGAUAGAGACAAAAGGACACCCAUGGGCUUCAAUUUUGUUUGCAUACAGUGGAUGGAACGUGCCCACUGUAGCUUUUACAAGCCAGCGGUUAAGUCAUACUGCCUGAAGAAACUAAUCAAAUCUAGCUUCAUGCAAGGGCGCUAGGUCAAGCAAAAUCGAGGACGAAAUAUGUGAUUCCCUGUUGGAAUCAUAACAUUUGUCCAUUUAAGUUAGUCACCGAUUUCUUGUUAACGUCAUUGCCAAGCAGGUGUUUUCUCCGUUUGUGAUGCAUGACGUAUACCGAAUAUUUGCAUACGAAGGCCUGCCUAGCAACGGUUUAGAGAGAGGCGAGCUCGCUAACGUGAACAGACGCUGACUGAAUUGACUCGUCAUCGUGGUGAGGGGAUUAACUGAGUUCAUUCCAAUUUCCUCUUGAUGUUUAUGAUUAUGAUAUUCGCUAUAACUGGUUUAAAAACAUUGUCAUGAACAAAAGAGUGUAAAAUUUCAAUUGGUCUUAAUUCUCAACGAUUUCAAGGACAGAUAGAAGUUGGUCAUUUUGCUUUUAUAUAAGCUGUACACGUGACUUGCCACUCGGCGUAGCGCAACUACAGCUCCGAGACUUUGAAGAUAUAUCUUUUGACGCAAUGGACGGUGACGGUGUUCAGAUGAACGGGCUACAGCCCAAGAAAAGAAGCAUUAAUCAAGAGUACUCCCUGGGCAUGGACGCCGAAGACAGACAGAGUGAGACAAAGGCUAGUCGUGGUUGGCGAGUCCAUCUCAAUGCCGAGAAUGUCCUCCUGUGCCUGUUAAUCCUAUCCGUCGUUCUUGGGUUUGUGGUUGGUUAUGUUCUGAGCGUGAACGUGGAGUUGAUGGACGAACACAUCGACUACCUUAGCUUCCCGGGUAAACUCUUUAUGAAUAUGCUGAAGAUGAUGAUCAUUCCAUUGAUCGUGUCCAGCUUGAUCGCCUCACUGGCUGCCCUUGACUCUACUAUGUCAGGGAAGCUAGGCUACCGUGCUGUCAUCUACUACAUGGCGACCACACUGCUAGCUGUGGCACUCGGUAUCUUCCUUGUGCUUGUUAUCAAUCCAGGGGGGAGGUCUAACAACGAAGUGGAUCCAAAUAAGAAGAAGGAAGAAGUCAACAUCGUCUACGCCAUCUUAGAUCUGAUUUUGAAUAUGUUUCCCUCCAAUAUCGUCGAAGCCGCCUUCCGAACGUACAAAACGGCCACAGAAAAGGAAGUCGUCCCCGUUUCAGCUCUGACUUCAUCUGACCUGCUUGGGCUGACCUUGAUGUCUGGAAUAACCCUAAACCAGUCUUUUGUGAUGGUUAGUGAUAGCAUGGCCGCUGUGAGAUCGAAGACGAUGGAAAUGGCUGGCAUGCGGCUAAACGGGACAGUCGUGGUGACGGACAUGAAUGAGUUUAUACGCAGUAUGGGCGGUAGCGCCGAUUCUUUAGAGAGCUUUGUAGGAGAAGUCAAAGCCAUUACUCCAUCUCCACUAGAUACUGCUGAUCUGGAGAACGACUUGGCGAACCUCAACACCACCCUUACGGACCUCAUCCUCUAUACAGACCAACUAGACACUGAAGAUUAUCUCCAUGGCGACAACAUCACACACUUGCAGAUGAGUGUUGCCAAUGUAAUUAGCGUGACUACCAAUGCACAGAAGAAGGUGCUAAAGAUACUAACGAUCCUUGACGGCACGAAUGCCUCAGAAUCCAUGCUCCAGGAAAUUACUACGUCUCUUCUAGAAAGUAUCAGGGCCACGACUGGCUCAUUGUAUCUGGUGGAUGGAGGCCUGAGAGGAAUGAUAAUCCAAAAAAUUAAUACCAAUCUCGACAAACUCUGGGAUGUACUCAAAACGCAUGGGUCAGCAUCACAUGAAUUAAACAAGCAGGCCAGCAAACUAACGGUAUCUGCUUUAAGCCUGACCGCCACUGUCAUGGAUGACGUGGAUGCUAAGCAGGUACUGGCCGUAGGACAUCUUACCAACAACCUAGCACAGCUGACGGUGAACAUAAUGUUCCUCAUGGAUACGGACAUAAAAAAUGAAAUGAUGGACGGCGAGGGCGUCAUGAUGGAUGUAAAAGUCUUAAUCACCAAUCUCACGAUGAUUCUGGCUGAGGUCUCGAACAUUAUCCAUUCACCACACAGCAUGGUAGCCACUGACAUCAUGGAGCUGAACGCGCUGGUGAGGGAUAUCACCUCCACGACAUCUGAUCUUGAAAACAUCGUGCAGGAGGCUACCAACUACGUGGUCAGCAGACAAAUCAUUGGGGAAGAGUCUGUGACCAAGGUGACGUACGUUGGCACAUAUGUGUUUCAGAUGAACAUUAUGGGAUUGGUGGUUUUUAGUACUGUGUUUGGCGUUGGCCUCGGGCGCAUAAGUGAGACGGAGGAAGGAAGGAUUCUAACUUCAUUCUUCUCGGCUACAAACACAGUUGUCAUGAAACUUGUGAAAGCAUUGAUGUGGUACGCCCCUUUGGGUAUCUUCUUUCUGAUCGUCGGAAGUAUGGCUGAAGUUAAUGACUGGGGCAGUAUUUUAGCCCAGUUAGGUUUGUACAUUGCCACCGUCCUGGCGGGCCUUGCUGUCCAUGGCUUGAUUGUCCUACCCAGCCUGUACCUGAUCAUUACUCGCAAGAACCCCUUCAAGUAUCUGAUGAAAUUGUCUCACGCUCUGGUGACAGCUUUGGGGACUUCUUCGAGUUCGGCAACGCUUCCUGUCACAACACGAUGUUUAGAAGAGAAGAACAAUGUAGAUAGCCGGGUGGUUCGCUUUAUGCUACCAGUGGGAGCGACAAUCAACAUGGAUGGGACCGCCUUGUACGAGGCAGUGGCUGCCAUCUUCAUUGCUCAAAUGAAUAACGUGACGCUCAACGUAGCACAGAUAAUUACCGUGAGUUUGACGGCAACUUUUGCAAGUAUUGGUGCAGCUGGUAUCCCGCAGGCCGGGCUGGUAACCAUGGUAAUUGUUCUUAGCGCCGUUGGCUUGCCAACUGAUGACAUAGCUCUUAUUCUUGCUGUGGACUUUAUUUUGGACCGAAUUCGAACCAUGAUCAACGUUGAGGGCGACGCAAUUGGCACAGGGAUCGUAGCACACCUUUCCAGGCAUGAUCUUGUUAAAGAAGACGUUAUCCAACAGGGCACUGAAGAUAACGUUGUGUUUGGGAACAGGUAUGCUAUGAAUGGGGGCGAGGUAGCAGGCGUUGAAGCUACCAAUGGAGCGUCUAUUAUAUCUACUCUCUAUGAACAAACUAACAUGUGAACGCCUGAUGAAAUCAGACCCGUUGCGAAGGCCCAUGUUAAGUGUUGAGAAAAGCACACAGAUUUAUCAUUUGUUCUGGGGAGGGGUAAAGGAAGAGGGCUGUAGUGGGGAGAGGCGCUAGUCAUAUUGCAUGGGGCACUGGUGUAACGGAAAGAAUCGAUCAUAAGUCGGUGCGUAAAAGCGUGUGGCGACCUAACACUUGUAAUACUCACAAGAAUAUAAUAUCAAAUCAGUGCUCUGACAUACGUGAUUGCCAAAACUUGUAAUACUCAUAUACGGUACUGUAAGAUGGAAACCCCACUGUUGGAAGUGGUCAGCUCUACAGUACUUGCUGACUGUGGAGUCACCUCUGUUUCGGCUGAAGUUGAAGGAAAAUAAAUAAGUUCUUUUAGCUUUCUGUACUGCUUUAAAUAGUUAAUGAAUUAUUUUCCUCUUUCCAAAUGUAACCAUUAAUUAUUAUAGGUCACAAUUAUUAUAAGUCUCAUGGUGUAGAGUAAUUAAAAGAAAAAUAAAACCUUCUAGUAAAAAUGUUGUUUGAGAUCAGCAAAAAGUACAAGUGAUAAUAAGGAUAGUUGUUAUUUGUUGUGUAUUAAAAACUAUACUAUUACAUUCACGACGGGAGAAGUUUAUGAAACAUAAAAUCAUCGUCAACAGUCUGCAUCAAACGUAUAUGCUUUUGCAUCCGUAUACGUUCGUGUGUAUUUCGUCAGUGUGUUAUUAUAUUUAAAUGCUGUAGUCAAAGAAAUGUAAUUCACAGACUGGAAUUAUGUCUGCAGAAAGCAUUUCAGGUUUGUUAACGAUGUGGGCUAUUUUACUUAAUUACCAUCUGAAUCUUGAAGUCAAUUGCUUAAAGUGUCGUAGGGCAAUGUGAGCACGAGUCCACGUUGUGACGGACUCGGAUUCGGGCCCAGAGAUUACUCUGACCAUAGCACUCUUGAUAAAAGUGACAUUUUAUUGAUUGUACACAAACCAUCGCUCCUAAUGAUUCGUGCACAAACCGGAAUGAGCCAAUAAGAAAAUGGCGAUGAUGGUCCAUGUACUGACAGAUGUGACCAAUAAGAGAGCACAUAAUCUCCCGGCGGGCCAGGGAUCGAAGGUGAUUGUGCAACUCUUAUUGGCCAAGUUCUAUUAGUGCGCAAACUAUGCGCGCCGUUUCCUUAUUGCCUCAGUCCAGUUUGUGCACAAGCCAUCAGUACCGAUGGUUUAUGUCAAUCAAUAAAGUGUCACUUUUAUUGAGAGUGUCCGAGUAAUGCGGCUCUUGAAUGAAUUCUUUUUAGCAUCCUAAGCAGCCUUUCUAUGUAAAAUGAGGAAACAAAUAGGAACAGGUUGACUCCUGGUAAUGCGAGCUCGGGUAAGACGAGACUCCGGUUUAGACGAGCAAUUUGCCCGUCCCGACUGAAUUGUGCACAUUCCUAUGAGGGAAAAAUGCGUAAUACGAGCUCAGAUGUUACGAGAUUUCGGUUAAGACGAGCAUUUUUUUUGUGCACUGGCCGAGUGCAAAUCUAUUGUUAUCUGUCUAUUUAGCGCAAGCUUUUUUGAAGGCAACUUGUCAAUCAGCCAGUCCAUUCAAUUUUGAAAAGGGCCUCCGCAAUUUAUGCGCAUACAGUUGAACAGCGCUGCGGCUUUCCCUCACCGAAUCAAACAAUGGGCGUUUGCGGUUCCUGUACCAAGCCCAGAAAUUCCUUCUGGCGGCUCUCGUACCGCCCGAACAAAGGCGAGUGCCGCCAAAAGUGCCGCGUUGUUUAGGACAGUGGUGAACAAAAGAAAUCUUUCGUUUGAUUCCCCGCCCCCCCCAAAAAAAAUCCCCCAAACCAAUGCCCCAAGGAAACUAAUAAAAAUUGUGUUCCGUAUAACAACUGGCCCCCAUAAUGCCCACCCCCGUCAAAAAAUCAUAACCCGCUCCCCAGCGUAACAUGAAAAUAUCGCCCCGUCCGAAUUUGAAAUUUCUAUAAAUUCUCAAGAAAAUCAUGACUAAACCGUGGUUUUCAGUCCAAAAAAUAUUUAAGAAAAUUACAUCCAAAAGUUUUGAAGAAAAAAGUGUAUCUCUCGCUAUUAAUUUUUCACCGAACCCACAAGCCUUUCCAAAGUAAAAUCCCAUAUUUCCCCUGUACUGUCCACACCACUAACAGCUAGUUUUCUCCCAUAUUAUGUGCAAUAAGCGCAGCUCUGGUGUUGGUUACCAACUAAAAUAUGAAUAUACAUACGUUAAGCGCUUGCAUGUGGGUCUCAUCACUCUAACACUUUCGUACCGUUUCCAUCUAAAGGGGGAUGCUUUGCCCAUAAAACGCAAGGUAUGUUGAGUUCUUAUUUGGCCAAACACUUUUCCAAGGACAAUAGAAUUCCUAUCUUUUAUUUUAAUAGUAACAAAGUGUCAGGCUGUAGCCAGGCAGCAUUGGCCGACUGCAUGAAAUUUUUAUUUCAUGUAACGUCAUGUGCACUGUUUUGUUCUUGUCCCAUCAACUGAAGUUUUGAAGUUAAAGGUUGUUUGCAAACUCACAAAGCAAUUACUUUUAAUUACCAUGUCGGCAGUAUCACAAGCAACUGAAACACUUGAUAUUAGUUCAUGAGUUGUACAUUUAAAACACAGAAUCAGAGGGCGUUUUGCUCUAUCCUGCAAGCGUAACUGCACGGUGAUCUUGUAUACUCUGUGGAGCAGACUUGCAGUUUAAUUUUAAGAAAUAAAUGAAUUUUUAAUUUGAAAAUUACAGCUUAAAACAUUUCUUUCUAAAGACUCUUUUUUGUAGUUAACUUGCCUAACAUUUCUUUCUGGACUCUUUCUGUUUUGAAGUUAAAGUAUAUGGAUUUUACGUAGUUUUUAUGUAGCUUUUGGAAAUGAUUUUCUUAUAAAUUUUCCAGAAUAAUUAAUCUAUUAAGAAUAAUUUUGUGCCACUUGGAAAUGUCAGUCCCCAUUUUUUCAUAUCCACAAGCACAAUAUUCAUAAUGGGACCAUGGGACCACUAAAUAAAACAAUAAUUAUACCAGAUGGUUUGAAGUAAUUCCUUUUCAGUAAAGACCUCGAAACGACGAACACACACACGACAUAGGCCUAUGGGGAACCAUGUGUGGCUGGAAUAUUACUAGUGUCCUAACCGCUUGAUUUUUGAGGUCGAAAUUUGACUCCCAAAAUUCCUUCCUUCUACAGUCACCACAAAACCUGCAUGUUUUGAAUGUAUGGCUGUGUCAAAAAUAUAAUCUAUUUUCAAAUGAUCUUUCCCAAUAUAAACAUUUUGUAUAUGGAAGGCGUUUUGUAUCCCAAAAAGGAAGGAACAAUCCUGGACGACAUGUCUAUUUUCGUACGUUUUCAUGGGUGCCACUUCAUGAAAAUUUCAACUCUACAAGUAAUACUCGAUCGAGUACGAAUGAAAACUUCAGAAGUCACGAAUGUGUGUUUUAAAAUCAAAGUCUGUUAAAGUUUACAUCACUUUUAGCCGCUGCACCUUUACCAUUUAGCACGUAUUUCCACAGUGUGAUUGAAUGCUACUUAUAUAUCUCACUUGUAUAUACAAUUGAUACGAAGGUUUAGUGGCACAUAAAGUCUUGUAAUCAUUCUGUAUUGCAUAUCAUAUGUGUAUGCUUUACCUGUGAUUAUUUACUAUGAUACAAGUAGUUUUCAUUAUUUGAAUUUAACUGAUUUUAUCUCAAUCACAAUUGCGUUUUACUGUAUACCUGAAUUUCACCUCUGCAUCUUAUAGCAAUAAACUUGUCAAGUAUAUAACUUUUGUUAUUUACAAACCAACGUGUCAAUUUGAAUUAAAGGAAUGAAAUCAACGGUAAGGCUUAUGCUAGUGAAGCCAUCCAUUUUUCUCAUCAUUUUCCUGAGCUUAAUAUAUAAAUUUAACAUUAAUUACGUUUUUAAAGCACCAAAUCUGUCAUCAAAUAGAAUAGGCGUUGUACAUCAUCAAAUGUAAUUCAAAAACACCUAAGACAGUUUCUGAGCCAUUCGUAUUGGUCGGAAGCCGAUCACGUGGCCAGUCUCAAACGGCUGAUAAAUCACCGGCUCGCAGAAGCACACACCGUUAGCAGAAGGGUGUGUUUGAAAAUAAAAAGAAUUUAAACUCGUUUUGACUGUCUAACUGAGAAGGUAUUUAUGAAUCUGAAUACAUAUGUGUCUGGCUGGUCUUCUUAUGAGAGUGGACGCUUAGUCGCGUCAAGGCUGCAUCAAAAUCUGUUAUCUAGAGCUAGAUCUACAUCUUCGCUUCAUUGGAAAUAGCUCUGGAAGUCCAUUUCGGAAACGACCUAUUAGACCAACCAUGCUUAUUAUUUUUCCCUCAUUACAAGCUCACAGUGUACGCUGCUAGCUGAGCACAAAUUGUGAACUGGGGGAUGGAGCUAAAAUGGUC